AAAUAAAAUACCAACAGCAACACCGGCGUUUUGGAAGACAUUUGAUAUGAUUUUGCAACUAAAAACAAAACUAGGAGAGUCCACUCAAUUCUAGCUCAAGCGCAAAUGACUGCGUUUGUGCAAUUGCUGGUAUUGAAAGUGUUGUAAUUUUUACUGCUGCUUUAUGAAUUAUAACAACAGUUCGCCCUCUCCAUUAUGAGCAAAGUUGAUCUAGUGCGUGGGGUACUACACAAUCUCAUUAUCGAGUCGCAAACUCCAUACACGCCAGACAUCAUUGUGAGACAUUUUCGUGCCACACACGAGCGGCGUCUCUCAUCUAAUGAGCUUCUGCAUUUACUGGCAACCAUUAGCCAAAAGCGUCCAAACUUUCAAACAGUGAUCACAGAGGUCACCCAAUUACUUAAGUCGAAGGAUCCUAUGUACGCUCUGCUUGUGUUCGUUGAGCGAUUUAGCUGCGAGGAUUUCGCUGGUAGCCACUUAAAGAUUGAAAUGCCAUCACCAACCAUUCAGAGCAGUACUGGCUCUCCGGUCAGUGCCUCGUCUUCGCUGAGCUUGGUUCAAUGUGCGUCGACUGACAAUAGUGCAAUACAUACAUUGUCGCAAAGCAUUCCCACAUCGACUCCAAUGAAUUAUCGUAGAAUCGAAAGUUUCCCAGUCCUCUCCACUGGGGGAUUAUUUGGACGAUGCAACCAGAAUCUAAAACUGUACCAUCAGAAGCAGAAAAAGGAUCCAGAGCGCGCCGAUUUGAGUGUGAUCAAAGAGCGCGUGCUGAUGGCAGUUUCCAGCAGUUCUCUGAGUAGCUACCGUCCGCCUGGAAGCACAGAAGUUGGUUCGACGAAGUCAUCCGUCAGCAUAAAGCCUAGUAGCUGCCUUCUAACGGCGGUGACAUGCUUGCCGGAUGAGUAUCGCACGAACAUGCUCUGGGAUUACUGCAAAGUAGACGGAAACAACAUGGUGCAGCCGGAGCUUGGUGCCCUGCCUUUGGAAAGCCAGCAGAAAGUCCUUCUAAGAGAGCUGCUCCAUUGUCUGUGUGGCACCCGAGGAAACUUUAUUGUCCCUUUGCCGCCAGAUGUGAACAGUGCAGGCAUUGCCAAAUAUGAAACAAAUUUCACUAUCCAUGCGCACCUGGAUAAAUCGCUUACAGAGCUUCUGCAGGAUAUCCUUCCCCUGGCAUCGUACUUUAUAGGCAUCCAAAAGAUGAUGGCGGCCACUGAUGGCCACGGGCAGGUCAUUAACUCUCUUAAUGCGGCUCUUCAAGAUCUAACCCACGAUUUCUACUUUCUGGUUGUACAAUCUGAGCAGGAACUGCAGCAGCAGCAGUUGACGGUUCAGAAGCUUUUGUACUACUUAAAGCCGACCAUCUGGGUGAUGGAGGAGAUAUGGACGACUUUGGUGGAUGUGCAACUAAAAAAGUUCCAGGGGGCUGCAGUGCUCACGCAUCUACACGGGCGGAUAAAGCGGCUGGAGGGGGACAGGGCGGCCCAGCAGAUAAUGAUAAAUUUGACGCAUCAGGCAGCCGAGCCGUACAUGCGAAUGCUGCAACUUUGGAUUCAAAAAGGAGUUAUUGUUGACCGCAACCAUGAGUUUCUGGUGGAGGACAACGAGGUCGUCCACCAAGGCGAGCUGCCCGAACACUAUUCGGACGAUUAUUGGGAAAAGCGCUACACAGUGCGUCGCGAUCGGAUCCCUUCCUUCCUGGACAAGUACUCUGACAAGAUACUGCGAACCGGCAAGUACUUAAAUGUGAUCCGACAGUGCGGAAAGCGAGUGAUGCCCACUCAGCAAAUGGAGCUCCAGCUUGAUCCGACCAACGAGCGACACGUGUAUGUAAUCAACGACGCCUACUACUUUGCCGCCCGCAUGCUGCUUGACGUACUACUCACGGAAAACGACCUUAUGGGGCAUCUGCAGUCAGUAAAAAACUAUUUGUUGCUGAACCAGGGCGACUUCACCAUGCAAUUUAUGGACGCCUGUGAGGACGAGCUAUCUAAGAAUGUAGACCUGGUGCUGCCCAUGACCCUGGAGAAUCUGCUCGGUCUAACAUUAAGACUUUCUUCGGCCCGCAAUGAUCCCUACAAAGAUGACCUGCACUGCGAGCUUCUCACCUACGACCUGGUUACUCAGAUGUCAAAGAUCAUGAAUCAAAAGGAAGAAUACUGGCAGUCGCAGGACCGCCUAGACCUCAGUGGUCUCGAGUGCUUCGCCUUCACCUACGAGGUCAAGUGGCCUGUCUCGCUCGUCCUUAACCACAUCGCUAUUUCAAAGUACCAGAUGCUGUUUCGUCAGCUCUUCUUUUGCAAGCACGUCGAGCGUCAGCUUUGCAAGAUUUGGAAAGAGAACUCUAUAGCUAAAAAGUUCUCGCCGCAGGCCGCUGAGCUGUAUCGGUCGGCGUUCAUUCUGCGCCAGCGCAUGAUGAAUGCCAUACAGAACCUGGAGUACUAUAUGAUGAUCGAGAUCAUAGAACCCAAUUGGCAGAUAUUUAUCGAGAAGAUGAAAAAGGUCGAGAACGUGGACAAUGUACUAAGUCUGCAUCAAGACUUCCUGGACUCGUGUCUAAAGAACUGCAUGCUGACUGAGUCCUCGCAUUUAAAUCGAGCCAUAUUUAAGUUGUGCAAGAUCUGUCUUAAGUUUUGUGACUUUAUCCAGUGCUCGCAGAGUUUUUUUCUCGACGCUGAGCUUAAGUCAAUGGUCUCUGAUAGCAGUGACGACAAUAUGGAUAACUCCGACGUUGAUCAGGGAGACUCGAAUCGGGCACAGUUGGAGACCUCGUUGGAUCCCACAGAUACGUUUUCGGAGCGCGUAAAUCGCUUCGAUCAGGAAUUUACCGGACUGCUGAUAUAUUUUCUUAAGCAAAUCCACAAUAUGGCUAAGAAGAACACCGCCGAUCGCUUCAUGAAUCUGGUGCACCGAAUUAACUUCAACGCCUUCUACUCCGAUCAAAUGGAAAAGCUUUGCGUCGAAGAUGCCAUGGCGUUAGGCCAAAUGAGUAGUAUGUAGUACGAAAAGCAUAGAAAAAGAAAAUGGGGUAUAAAAUAAUAAAAAAAAUUUAAAUAUGUAUUUAAUUAUUUAUAAUUGUAAUUAUUUAUAUAUCAUUCCUCGUCUUUCAUAGCCCACACUAAAUAUGUUUCAUUUAGCUGUAAGUAUAUAUUACGUUAGAUCGCUUCAAUAAACUAUAAAAAAUUAGUUGUUGCCAAUCGCGUGCAAGCAACACACAUUAUCCGAUAGGGUUUGGUGGACUGGUCAGCCAACAUAACUGUUAAACUGAAUCAGUAAUCAGUAAUAUAAACUAUUUUUGCUUGCUAUUUUCAGUUGAACUAAAAUAAUCUGAUCGGUGUGUAAGGGCCAAAACAGAAAACCCUAUAUCCGAGAAGACCACAUUACAUCAAAAUUGUACAUUGGACCUUACAAGUAAAGUUUUCCGAAAUAAACUUUGAUG
Molecule: messenger RNA, 3436 nt
Organism: Drosophila obscura
Lineage: Eukaryota; Metazoa; Arthropoda; Insecta; Diptera; Drosophilidae
Product: gamma-tubulin complex component 2 homolog
Exons: 8
Coding region: 196-2997 (933 amino acids)
Biological process (GO): microtubule nucleation; meiotic cell cycle; mitotic cell cycle
Cellular component (GO): gamma-tubulin small complex; spindle pole; centrosome
Molecular function (GO): microtubule minus-end binding; gamma-tubulin binding
Source: RefSeq, a predicted model, not a curated record